AUGGAGUUGGAAAACACUCGUGAUGUUACAGCUUUAGUCGAUGCAUUAGAGAAAUCCACCGAAUUGUCCAAAACAAGAGGAAGAGCAAUCAAAAGAGUUUGUCAACUCUCCUCAACUGAUCCACGUCAGAUUGUUAGUUGGAAAUUUAACGAGUGGGAUUAUGGUAAGAAUAACAUUACUUUACCAUGUAAAGCUAGAGGUUUAUUCAUCUUACAAGAUGAUUCCUCUUCGCCAUAUCCAGUUAUUGUUGCGAGAGGUUAUGAUAAAUUUUUCAAUAUUAAUGAAAUGAGUUUUACUAGAUGGGAUUGGAUUGAAGAAAAUACAAUGGGUCCCUAUGAAGUUACUAUCAAGGCUAAUGGAUGUAUUAUUUUCAUUUCUGGUUUGGAAGAUGGAUCAUUAGUGGUCUGCUCGAAACAUAGUGUUGGUCCAAGAGAUGAUACUGAUAGAAAUCAUGCUGAAGCAGGAGAAAAGUUUCUUUUACGACAGUUGAAAGAGAGGGGGGUUAGUUCGAAAGAAUUGGCUACUCACCUAUAUAGGGAAAACCUUACUGCUGUUGCUGAAUAUUGUGAUGAUUCAUUUGAAGAACAUAUCUUGGAGUAUAAGAAUGAUAAAGCGGGACUAUAUUUACAUGGGUUGAAUUUGAAUCAACCAACGUUUAAGACAUUAGAUAUGGAUAGAGUCUCUGAGUUCAGUAGGAAAUAUGGGUUUAAGGAAAUCGAAUGUUUCAUCAAAAAUGACGUAACUUCAUUAAGAAAAUUCUUAGAGGAUUGUGCGACUAGAGGCUCCUUCAAUGGUGAGGAAUUGGAAGGGUUUGUCAUUAGAAGUAAAUUAGGUAUUACUGGAGAAACGUUUUUCUUCAAGUUCAAAUUCGAAGAACCAUAUUUAAUGUAUAGACAAUGGAGAGAAGUGACUAAAGAUUAUAUCACUAGUAAAUCAAGGAUUUUUAAAUUUAGGAAACAUAAAUUUAUUACCAAUAAAUAUUUAGAUUUUGUCAUCCCAUUGCUUGCUAAAGACUCUAAAUUAUGUGAAGAAUAUUUGAAAGGGUUCCAUAUAAUUGAAUUAAGGAAUUUGUUUUUAAAAUCGUAUGGUAUGACAGGUAUGGAAAUUUUGAAUCAUUCCAGACUAAAAGAAUUAGAAUUGAAAAAUUCUAUUGAUUAUGAAAGAGUAGAUGAACGUACGAAAUUUUUGAUUUUCCCCAUAUCUGUUAUUGGAUGUGGUAAGACUACAGUUGCCAAUACAUUAACAAAUUUAUUCCCUAACUCCUGGGGUCAUAUUCAAAAUGAUGAUAUCAAGGGGAAAGAUAAAGCUAAAUUGAUUAAGAAUUCGUUGGAAUUGUUAUCCCAUCCUGAUAUGAAAUGUGUGUUUGUUGAUAGAAAUAAUCAUCAAAUAAGGGAACGUAAACAAUUAUUUGAAUGGGUUGAAGAAUUUAAAGAGGAUUAUUUGUCUUAUGAUACCAAUAUUAAAAUUAUUGGAUUAUCAUUUGUUUCAUAUGAUGCGUUUGAUGAAAUUAAAACCUUGACGGUUGAUAGAGUUCUCGAUCGUGGUAAUAAUCAUCAAACGAUAAAAAUAGAUAAGUUGGGGAAACCAAAAGUAAUUGGUAUAAUGAGUGGAUUUUGGAAAAGAUUUCAACCAGUUGAUGAAUCUAAAUCACCAGACAAUUUAUUUGAUCUUGUGAUUAACUUGAACAUAAAUGGGAAGGAUUCUUCAUUAGCGAAUAGUAAAUUAAUCCUAGAAGAAAUACAUAAAACAUUUCCCGUGUUGAUUCCAUACAUUCCUGAUGAUAAGAUUAUAGAAGAAAGUUUCCAAAAGAGUCUUUCCGUCAAACUUCCUGUUAGAGAAGAAUUGCACGUGAAUAAUCGUCCUGAUAAUAAUCUAAAGGAAAAGAAAGAAAGGUUAUUACCAGUAUAUUUUUCAGCAGAUAUAAACGUCGAUGAUAUGAAUAGAGUGAAGGAAGAAAUCAAAAAAGUAGUUGAACUUCAUUCGAAUGAAAUAUCGGGGGAAUUUAAACUAUCUAUUGAUAAAUUGUUCAAUGAAAAUAAAUUUCAAAACGAUUUCCAUGUAACUUUAUGUCAUGUGGCUCAAAGUAAGAGAGGAAGUGCAAAAGAUCAAGAAAUAUGGAAAAAUUAUAAAAAACAUUACACAAAAUUAUUGAAAAAAUAUGCCAAUGAUGAAGAGAUUGAUAAGGCCACAUUGAAGUCAAUUAAAAGUGAUGAUAAAGUAUCGAUUAAGUUCGAUAGAUUAUGUUGGGAUGAAAAAAUUGUUACUAUUAUUGUUAAACUAAUGAUUUCCGAUGAAGAUGAUAAUGAUCAAGAUUGUGUCGUUGAUUCUCAGGGGAAACCAGUCAGUAAAUUGAAAUGUGCGAAUGAGAUACCUCAUAUUACUAUCGGUAGAUUAGAUGAUGAAAUCAAAGCAGUUUAUUCCAAUACUUUGUGUAUGAAAGUUGCCGAGGAAGAAGGUGGCCGUGAUGCAUCAAUCCAAAUUUUAGAAUUUGGGGAUAAUCUCAAGCCAUUCCUAGCCAAUGUAGUCAUUCAUUUAUAG
Messenger RNA from Naumovozyma dairenensis CBS 421, 2538 nucleotides. It is a transcript of the gene TRL1, whose product is annotated as tRNA ligase. NCBI's taxonomy places the organism in Eukaryota, Fungi, Ascomycota, Saccharomycetes, Saccharomycetales, Saccharomycetaceae. The coding region runs from base 1 to 2538 and encodes 845 amino acids. Gene Ontology annotation, molecular function: phosphoric diester hydrolase activity; ATP binding; RNA ligase (ATP) activity. Gene Ontology annotation, cellular component: nuclear inner membrane. The transcript has a single exon. The record is from RefSeq and is a predicted model, not a curated record. Gene Ontology annotation, biological process: tRNA splicing, via endonucleolytic cleavage and ligation.